Molecule: messenger RNA, 3343 nt
Organism: Carassius auratus (goldfish)
Lineage: Eukaryota; Metazoa; Chordata; Actinopteri; Cypriniformes; Cyprinidae
Product: low-density lipoprotein receptor-related protein 1B-like
Exons: 20
Coding region: 352-3279 (975 amino acids)
Cellular component (GO): signaling receptor complex; plasma membrane
Molecular function (GO): calcium ion binding; low-density lipoprotein particle receptor activity; protein binding
Source: RefSeq, a predicted model, not a curated record
UAGCUUAAUUAGCGCAUUCCCCUUGUUACGCACCCCCGCUUUCCUUGCGCUACGUCAGGUGCCUGGAAACCGAUCAAAGUCGAGCUCACAGUGCGUUAUUGUCCCCAUCUAUCCGCACACCCUCCGUCUCUCUCCUUCUCUCUCUCUCUCUCUCUCUUCGCUCACACUAUCGCCUGCAAGCUCAUGUGUGUGCGCGUCUAGAAAUCCAUCUGAAUGCGAGGAGUGAAGGAGGGUCGGUGCGCUCUGCAGACAAAUUUCACUUGUCAUUCCUGAAUAACGGCGCUGUACCGGAGGGCUGGAAUCGGACUUCAGUAAAAGAAGUGCGGUGGCCUUCGCCCUCACUCAGCAACGAUGUCCGAGUAUAUCCUCACCUUACUCUUCAUACUGGGAUUCGGGGAUGUAUUCUCAAAUGUUCAGACACUGAGGGACGCUGAUUCAGAGCAAGAACCCAUUUUGUGUGACGUUGGAGAGUUUCUGUGCGGUGACCAGCUGACCUGUGUGUCCGAGAGCUGGCUUUGUGAUGGGGAACCAGACUGUCCAGAUGAUUGUGAUAAAUCAACUGAAACCUGCAAGGUGGAGGUGAUAGUCAGAUGUCCUCUAAAUCACAUACAGUGUAUUGGGACGAGAAAGUGCAUUCACUUCAACAAACUCUGUAAUGGGGCGAAAGACUGUGAGGACGGUUUUGACGAAGGAGUCCACUGUCGAGAACUCCUGUCAGCCUGUCACGAGCUGCAUUGCCGCUAUGGAUGCAUCAUGACCAGAAACGGCACAUUCUGCUUCUGUGCCGAUGGAUUCGAGGUGGGAGAUGAUGGGCGUAGCUGCAGAGAUCAUGAUGAAUGCGCCAUGUAUGGGACAUGCAGCCAGACCUGCAUGAACACCUAUGGGUCAUAUCGCUGCAGCUGUACAGAUGGGUACAGCCUGCAGCCGAACAGACGAUCCUGCAUAGCCAAACACGAGACCGGUGAAAACCCUGCAGCACUGCUGAUUGGAGGCUCGGAUAAUAUUAUAAUCACAGCCCUAAACGGAUCCCGCCUGCAAACCCUCAAACAACUGGACUCAAAUGGAACUCAUGGUUUGGAUUUCAACCAUAAAGAGGAAUCAGUAUGCUGGGUCACAUCCUCAGAGUCCUCCGGACAACUCCGGUGUGCCAGGAUGAGGAAAGCAAGUGGUUUCACUAAAGAACAGGAAGUAAAGACAGUCCAGAAUCUCCACGAUGUUGAUCAAUUAGCCUUUGACUGGCUCACGGGAAACUUUUACUUCGUGGAUCAAGCAAGCGACAGGAUAUUCGUUUGCAACCAGCAUGGAGACACCUGUGUUACGGUGAUAGACCUCGACCUUUUGAACCCUAAAGCAAUCGCUCUGGAUCCUCUAAUGGGGAUGCUCUUCUUCACUGACUAUGGAUAUCAAGCAAAACUGGAACGCUGCAACAUGGAUGGCACCAACAGAACUCGACUCGUGGAUUACAAGGUUGAGCGGCCGACUGCCGUGGCAUUGGAUCUGGUAAAAAAGUUGGUGUACUGGGCAGACGCAUAUCUGGAUUACAUUGAAAUGGUGGAUUACAAUGGCAAAAACAGACACACUAUCAUCCAAGGAUAUCAAGUGGCCCACCUGCAUGGAUUAGCUGUUUUUGAGGACUACUUGUACGCAACUCGCUCUGAACCCUCAAGUGGAGCAGUGGUAGACAUCUUACGGAUAAAUCGCUUUAAUGUCACAGACCCGGAGACGCUAACCAGCAUAGGAAAUGCAAAAACAAUACGGGUUUACCACAAGCUCAGUCAGCCGAAAGUCAAGGGCCAUGCGUGUGAAGUUGACCCUUAUGGUAAACCAGGAGGAUGCUCGCACAUCUGCCUUCUCAGCGGGAGCUACAAAUCCCGGAGCUGCCGCUGUCAUACCGGAUUCAGCCUGGGAAGUGAUGGGCUGUCCUGCAAAAAACCCAGGAAUGAUCUUUUCCUCUUCUAUGGAAAGGGACGACCUGGGAUAAUCCGGGGUCUGGACAUAAAUGUGAAGUCUAGCAAUGAGUACAUGGUUCCUAUUGAGGACUUGGUGAAUCCAAGAGCUCUCGACUAUCAUGCUGAAACAGGAAACAUUUACUUUGCCGAUACUACAAGUUUUUUGAUAGGGCGGCAGAAAGUUGAUGGAAGCAGUCGGGAAACAAUUCUCAAAGAUGAUCUUGAUAAUGUGGAGGGGAUUUCAGUGGAUUGGAUUGGAAAUAAUCUCUACUGGACCAAUGAUGGCUACAGAAAAACAAUCAGUGUGGCUAGGCUGGAGCGGGCAUCUGAAACCAGGAAGACUCUUUUGGAGGGAGACAUGUCUCACCCUAGAGCCAUAGUGGUGGAUCCUCUGAAUAGUUGGAUGUACUGGACCGAUUGGGAAGAGGAUGAGGUGAACGACAGCAUUGGUAGAAUAGAGAAAGCCUGGAUGGAUGGUUCCAACAGGAAAAUAUUUGUCACAUCUAACAUGCUGUGGCCCAAUGGACUCACUCUGGAACAUGGAACCAGUACCAUGUACUGGUGUGAUGCCUAUUAUGAUCAUAUUGAGAGAAUCUAUCUCAAUGGGACUGGCAGAAUGGUUGUGUACAGUGGCAGGGAACUCAGUCACCCGUUUGGGAUUGCACAGUACCAAAAUUCCAUCUUCUGGACGGAGUACAUGAACGGCUCCAUCUUCCAGCUGGAUCUGGUCUCUGGUGAAGUCUCUCUGCUGAGGAGUGAACGACCCCCUCUGUUCGGGCUCCGAGUAUAUGAUGCACAAAGCCAGCUGGGUGACAAUGCCUGCAGGGUGAAUUAUGGUGGUUGCGGUACCCUCUGUUUGGCCGUCCCAGGAGGCCGGGUAUGCGCAUGUGCCGACAACCAGCACCUGGACAAGAACAAUGUCACGUGCUCUGAUUUUGUAGGUCAAGAGGAGCCCCAGCGGUGCAAAAAUGAUGAGUUUCAGUGCAGGAACUGGCGCUGCAUACGAGUCAAUUGGAUUUGUGAUGGAGAUGAUGACUGUUUAGAUGGCAGUGAUGAGGUGGCCCACAUAUGCUCUAACCACAGUUGCCCGGUUGACCAGUUCAAGUGUCCCAAUAAUCGCUGCAUACCCAAAAGGUGGCUUUGUGAUGGAGCCAAUGACUGUGGAGAUAACGAAGAUGAGUCUAAUAAAACAUGCUCAGCCCAGCCAUGUCGGGCUGGUCAGUUCACCUGUGGUAAUGGUCGCUGUGUACCAGAAGCGUGGCGCUGUGAUCAAGAUGAUGACUGUGGAGACAUGUCAGACGAGUCCACUUCCUGUGGUGAGUCUUACUAGCUAAUUGGCUUGGCAAAUUUGACAUCUUGAACCUGCUUUAUUUAGGACAAGUCUCUCUUAUCCC